UUGUCACCCGCGCCUAUUAUUUUGUCACCCACGGCUAUUACAACUAAAAAAAAAUUGACGAGUGAGGAAAAAGUGACAGAUGCGUCAGAAAAAGUUGCCCGCAUUUUAUGAAUUAUAUUUUGCCGUCGGAGCAAAACGGGACAGAUUCGCUCAUCGCUACUUCUUACCACCAAAGAGGGACUGGACCUGUCUAGUGGCGAUGAGCUGAUCUGUCCCGUUUCACUUCGACAAAAACUUGCGAAACUGUGGGCAAAAUCCACGAAACGGCGAAAAUUUAGUGGGUCAACAAAAAAUGAUGGACGCAAAUUUUUAUGCACCGAAUUUUGAUGCCCAUUUCGCUAAAUAAUCCGUGGAAACGUGGAAAUUCGCCGUGAAUCCAUGCCUGCCGCCGAAUUAUUUCACCCAUCACUAGUAAUAAAUCUACAUGCACUGUAUUGCCAGUAAUGGGGCACUGAGACCGUUGCCUGCCAGCUGAUUGGCUCCUUUAGUUUAUUAGUCCAAUAACCACAUCCCAAGCUUUUUUCCCACAAUCCCCGUCACUCUCUCAUUGUGACUCAGCACGAGCCGCUCGCUGGAGGAAUCUGUGCCGGACUGACAGUCACCAGUUAGAGACUGUUUUUUUUGUUUUUUUUUUAAAAACUGAAAAUCCAGUUGCCGUUUCCAUCCAAUCCUGAAAAUGUCUGGCUACACCCUGACCUAUUACCCUGUGAGAGGAAGGGCUGAAGCUAUCCGGCUACUGUUGGCGGAUCAGGACAUUCCCUGGGAAGAGGAUGAAGUGCAGUGGCAGGACUGGUGCUCAGGGAACCACGAUGAAAGGAAAAAGGCGGUGUUUGGUCGGCUGCCUCAGUUUCAGAAUGGAGAUUUUGUCCUGUGUCAGAGUAACAGUAUCCUGAGGUAUCUGGCUCAUAAACAUGGACUGACUGGAGACAACGAUGAAGAAAGUGCUCACAUAGACAUGGUGAACGACAGUGUGGAGGACCUGAGAAAGAAAUAUGGGCGUUUUAUCUACUUUACAUGUCAGGAAAAAGGUAAAGGGAAAUACCUUGAGGCCCUUCCCCAGCAGCUGGAGUUCUUCGAGAGGGUCCUUUCUAAAAAUCACAACGGAUCUAAAUUUGUUGUGGGACAGAAGAUAUCCUAUGCUGAUUACAACCUCGUGGAUCUACUACAAUGUCACCUUGAUUUGUCUCCAGAGUGCCUUUCUGCCUUCCCUUUGCUCAGGGCCUAUCUUGAAAGACUUGUUUCCCAGCCAACCCUCAGCGACUACUUGAAUUCCGAUGCCCGGAAGAGACGGCCCAUCACCCUCAAGCACAAAAUGGCCGAGAGUGAGAAAUAAUGUUUAUUCUUUAUUUUACUUGCAAUGUCUCAAUGCAAUGUACCUAAAAACCACAUGUAUUCAAAUAAAUACCAUAUACAGUACAAUCAA
Messenger RNA from Xenopus tropicalis (tropical clawed frog), 1423 nucleotides. Its product is annotated as glutathione S-transferase P 1. The record is from RefSeq and is a predicted model, not a curated record. The coding region runs from base 677 to 1333 and encodes 218 amino acids. Lineage: Eukaryota; Metazoa; Chordata; Amphibia; Anura; Pipidae. Gene Ontology annotation, molecular function: glutathione transferase activity. The transcript has 7 exons.